AAUUUGUACAUCAGUGAGAGAAGAGUUUAUUUGCCAUCUGUAACUAGGUUUUCGUUUAUAGUAUCAAAACUUUUUGAAGAACAGAUUUGAGGGCAAAGAAAUUGAUGGGCUGAAUGCAGUUAAGAACUUUCCAUCGCAGCAAUCCCUAAUUCUGUCCAUGCAGAGAGGCUGAUUCCCACCUACAACAAGAUAGAAGCAGGUGGGAAGAGCAGCAUAGCUCCAGAAAACUUAUCAAAUAGAUAAAUAUUGCAAUUAAUAUGCUUGAUCUCUCAAGUUUCGAGUUCCGGGAAAAGCUGCAAAGAUAUGGUUCCAAAAAACCAAAAAUAGCAAAGUCUGGGAAGCAAGGCUGAUUUAAGGGAGUUUUUUAAGGUGAGAGGGAAAAAAUAACUUUGACAGAGAUCCGAACAAACCAUGUAAAAGAGUUUCUUUUCGAUAACUUUUUGCUCACAUAUUAAGACAUCGCUAUAUGUAGCUAAUCUUCUUAUUAACACAAUCCAUACAAUGUAAAGAAUCAGCUUUUGCUACUUAUAGUUCAUUCAUUUAAGAAUUUGCCUUAUUAGGACAGACAGGCUAUUUGCACUAUGAUGGCAGUUUCUAUAUUUGCCACCCCCAUGAUGCCAAUCCCAGCAAAGUACCACGCCCAAUUUUUAUAAAAAAUGUGGAUCUGUAAGAAUUUCUUGUUUUAGACCCUGGGUUGUUUAUUUAUGAAACUUACAAGGCCCACUCAGACAAGGGGAGGUAUUAUAUAUAACUUAUUGAUGUGCAUGGCAACCUUAUUGCAGUGCAUAGCAAACUGAGGGUACCCGUCAUUAUUCGUUUGGUUUUUUUUAUUGGUAACGAUUGUUGUUGUAAUCGAAAUCUAUCUAAAUUGAUCGAUAUAAACAACUGGUUAUUGUUUGGUUAUUACACUGGAGUCGCAGCACUGCCAGACAUAAAGGUGUAGCGGAGCGUAAAUUUGCGCAAUGCUGGGCUCCCGCGCGGUAUCACUAGAAUCACUUGUUUUGAAUCAGUAUUUUUUCUGAAAAUGACUGUUCUUGGAACACAGCCUUAUUCAUGUCGGGUCUAGAGAAUAACUUCUACUGAAAAAAAACCUUCACUACUUUUUGUUUUAAGACAAACAUUUCCAACAUUUAUAUGAAAAAACUUUUUUAAGCAUGAUUUCAGACACUGUUUUCCCGGAAAUCGUCAACGAAGAUUUUCUGACACGUCGCGCCGUUCAUUGGUUUAUCGAAACAAAGAGCACAGGUGAGUUUUCAUUUCGUAACAAAGGAUAUCUUUCCUUUGCUAUUGGUCUACUGUACUUGUCUGUCACGCUUCUCUAAAUUCGAGGACUCACAUGAUUCUCUAAUUCAACAAACAAUUGACAAUGAACUUAUCUGCCCCUUCUGAGUGUCUUCCUCUGUCUUAAAGCAUACGACAUAAGGCAAGCAGCAACAGUCAUGUCGAAUAUUGCAGUAAAACCUUUUUCAGAACAUGAAACCAAUCGACUUAAGCAAGCAUAUAGAGAAUCGUUCGAUAAGCAUGGGCUCCGUUACCUACGAACGCAACCAGGUAAUUGCGUACUACCAACUGCCUAUGAGAGAUUCAAGGCUCACUUUGCGACAUUCAAUCUUCGGAAAGACGAUGUGUAUAUCAGGACAUUUCCCAAAAACGGUACAACGUGGACUGCAGAGCUUGUCUGGAACGUAAUGAAUAACGUAGACCUCGAUAAAGCAAAAGCCAUCAGUCUGCUGAAACGAGUACCCUUCAUUGAGUCGCCAGUCCUUCAAGAUGCAGUAAAUGACGCCCUUCCACCCUCAGACAUCCACGAAAUUAAAUUGAUGGAAACGAUGCAAUCGCCAAGAAUCCUCAAAACUCACCUACCCCUCUACCUUCUGCCAACUGGUUUGCUUAACGAAUGCAAAGUCGUGUCCUGCUUACGAAACCCCAAGGACAGCAUCGUUUCUUUCUACCACCAUGAAAAAUUGUUCGUAUCUCAUGGUUACACUGGCGACUUUGCAACCUACUUUGAUCUCUUUAUGGAUGAGAUGAUACUGUACAGUCCUUACUUUAAUUAUAUUGUUGAUAUGUGGGAGAAACGACAUCACCCAAAUAUGUGCAUACUGUUCUUCGAAGAUAUGAAAGAAGAUCUGGCUGGAACAAUCAAUAAAGUAUCGACAUUUCUUGAAAGAAACCUCACGAAUAAGCAGAGCUUACAACUGGAGGAUCAUUUGAGCUUCAGAAAGAUGAAAAACAACAAUGCAGUAAAUUUCUCGCAGCACCGAGAAAUAGUUUCUACAAAAACAAACGCAGAAGAAAAGUGCUUUAUGCGCAAAGGACAAGUUGGAGAUUGGAAAAAUUACUUCACUCCUGAGAUGAAUAAACGGAUGGAUGAAGCUAUUGAAAAGCAUUUCACGCCAAUCGGACUUCACUUUCGGUACGAAUGAAAUAAACUUUUGCUCAACAAGAACAAUAGUGUUACUCUUAGGUGCCAAAUAGA
Molecule: messenger RNA, 2479 nt
Organism: Rhopilema esculentum
Lineage: Eukaryota; Metazoa; Cnidaria; Scyphozoa; Rhizostomeae; Rhizostomatidae
Product: sulfotransferase 1B1
Molecular function (GO): sulfotransferase activity
Source: RefSeq, a predicted model, not a curated record